AUGCGGCGCUUGCCCUCGUCGCGCUUUAACGUCAAGCCCGGUUCUUCCUCCUCUUCUUCCACCUCGACCAAGCGGCCGACACCCACGGCCGGUGCCAACACCGAGCGCGUGCAGAUUCAGUUUCAAGAUGACGACGACUUCCUCGGGACCGACAGCGGCGACGACGCCAUCGACAUCGGCCUCGACCACCGCACGCGGCGGCCCGCUGCUGCUGCCGCCAGGGCCGGCACCUCCAGCACUGCACCGGGGCGCCGCUCAGUGAGCAAGGCCGCGGCCACGUCACCGCCGAACGCCAGGGCUGCACGAGGAGAGACCGCCGCCGCCGCCCGCUCGACAACGUCGUCGUCGUCGUCGCGCUCGAGCUCAGUGUCGAACAGUGCGCGAAGGCGGUGGCAAGUGGAGGAAAAGAAUGAAGAAGAAGAGAGCGAAGAAGACGACGACGACGAUGAGGGCGAAGAGGAUCUGGAAGAAGAGGAGGAGCAGCCGCGCGCGAAGAAGGUGACGACGGCCAAGGCGCCGUCUGCACGACGCCGCAUCCUUUCGGACGACGAUGAAGCCGAAGGAGAAGAAGAGGGCGAGGAGAAGGACAUAUUCGAGUUCUAUCUGCCAUCACACAACGGCAAGGGACGACCCCUCCAAGUCGACGUCUUCGACUUCUUCGAUUUCCCUCCGAUCCUCCGCUCAAUCCUUGCGCACAGCCGCUUCUUCUUCUUCUUCACAGACAACGUCUUCUUCGUCAUCAGCCCGAAGCAAAACGGCCGCCUCUUCUUCCUCUUCGACUUCUCAUUCUUCAUCUCGAGCCGCCAAGCCCACUUCGUCGAAGACAUCGUCUUCUUCCACAGCCGCCGCCGCCGCCAAGAUACUCGGAAGCCUGCGGUGGCGGCCAAGGUGGAGAUCGAGAUCGACACGGACGACGACGACGAAGCGGAAGACGAUGACGACGACGACUUUGCCAAGCCCUCGCCGACCACGACAACGCCGUCGUCGGCAAACAGCGGCGGCAGCAAAAGCAUGUGGCUCUCCCCCAAGCGAGCCGCGGGCAAGUUCACUCAGUACACCCGCGCGGCCGCUGCCCCUACCACCACCACCACCUCGUCGUCGUCGUCGACGACCUCUGCCAAGGCGGGCUCGCACAAGCGGCCCUAUGCCGUCAUGUCCUCAUCUUCAUCUUCAUCAUCGUCAUCGUCUUCUUCAUCAUCGAAGCGGCGUGCCAAAACCGCCAAGCUGUCACCGGGCGCUGCCACCGAGGGCGGCCGUCUGUGGUCCGACAAAUACGAUCCCACGAGCGAGGACGACCUGGCGGUGUAUCCGAAACGGGUGGCCGAGGUGCGCGAUUGGCUCAAACACGCGCUGGCGGGCAGGGGCGGCCGCAUCCUGUGCCUCACCGGCCCAUCCGGCGGCGGCAAAACGUUGAACGUGGGCAUCACCGAAUGGAUCAACCCGGCCACCUGUCCCUGGACCGACUCUGACCGCAAGCUGGCGCUUCCGUACACGGCGCCCAUUCAGGAGUUCCGUGCGUUCCUGCAGCGCACGGAGCGCUAUCCGUCCCUCGUCACCACCACCACCGGCACCAACGCGCCCACCGCCGACAGCGACCUGAGCGGCAACCAAGCCAAGCGCCUCAUCUUGAUCGAAGAUCUGCCCUUCCUCGGCCACCUCCCCGCCCUACGCACGUUCCAGGACCUGCUGCUGCACCACCUGCGUACGCCGGGCCCUCGCUUCCCGCUGGUGCUGAUCAUCAGCGACGACUCGCUGGGCAAUUCGCCGCUCUUCCGCCUCCUGCCCCAGGAGAUCAUGUCCCACCCGGCCUUCCGUCAGAUCAAAAUUGCGGGAGUGGCGCCGACGCGGGCGGCCAAGGUGCUGGCGAAGAUAGCGGGCCUCGAGGGGUGGAAGGGCGCCGGGAAGGCGGCGCGCGGGAAGGCCACGGGCGUCAACACGCUGGCCAAGGUCUGCGGCGGCGACCUGCGGUCGGCCAUUAACGCCCUCCAGCUCCUCUCCGGACCCGGCGGGACCCUCACUGACCAGGCCGCCGACUCGACCCAGCGCGACGUACCGCUGUCCCUGUUUCACGCUCUCGGCAAGGUGCUCCAUAACAAGCGGGGCGAUGAUGGGCUGCCGGAGAAUGAGGUGGAGCAGGUGAUCGAGCAGGCGGGCGUCGAGCCGGCGCGCUUCACCGAGUUCGUGCACGAAAACUACCCGGGCUUCAUGGCCGACGACAUCGACGCCGCCUCCGCCGCGCUCGAAUACCUCUCAGACGCCGACACCCUCCAGGCCGCGUGGGAGGCACGCGAGGACACGUCGCCGAUGGCGGGAGCGCUGUGGUCCCGCGGGCUCAUGUACGCGUCGCGCAACUCGCUCGCGCCGGGCGGCUCGCACGGCUACCGGCCCCUGUUCAAGCCGCGACUCUACGCUGCGACGGCCGGGCAGAGCAGCACCGCGCACCCGGGUGGUUUCGCGUGGCUGUCGGAGUUCUGUUCGUACUCGCGCGCCAGUCUGGCUCCGCCGCAGGCGCUGCGGGAGGACGAAGUGGCCGAGCUUCCCGCGCUCGAGGGCGACUUCCCGGACGCCGACCACGCCGCAGAGCACGAGGAGGACGGCAGUGAGAAGCCGCCAGCGAAAGAGGCGGCGGACGAGGGCAACGCGGUGCAGGCGGAAGGAGGCCAGAAGCGACCAUCGCAGCCGCCACUGAGUCGACCGACGCAAGGCGCCCGCGCACCACCGCCACAGUCGGGAGGAGCCACGGCUGGUGGCGGACGGGUGGGCAGUGGCGGCUCGCUGCGACCACCGCCUCCACGAGCAUGGGGACAUCGGCACCAAUCGACGCCGCCGUCGGCGCCUUCUUCGCCUAUCGACCCCGUUCUCAUGGAGGACGACAUCACCGAUUUUUGA
This is a messenger RNA of Acanthamoeba castellanii str. Neff, 2889 nucleotides long. RefSeq names its product Rad17 cell cycle checkpoint protein. NCBI's taxonomy places the organism in Eukaryota, Discosea, Longamoebia, Acanthamoebidae. Bases 1 to 2889 code for a protein of 962 amino acids. The record is from RefSeq and is a predicted model, not a curated record. Gene Ontology annotation, molecular function: chromatin binding. Gene Ontology annotation, biological process: mitotic DNA replication checkpoint signaling; DNA repair; DNA damage checkpoint signaling. The transcript is spliced from 15 exons.